Molecule: messenger RNA, 5048 nt
Organism: Clupea harengus (Atlantic herring)
Lineage: Eukaryota; Metazoa; Chordata; Actinopteri; Clupeiformes; Clupeidae
Gene: map3k1
Product: mitogen-activated protein kinase kinase kinase 1, E3 ubiquitin protein ligase
Biological process (GO): protein phosphorylation
Molecular function (GO): ATP binding; zinc ion binding; protein kinase activity
Source: RefSeq, a predicted model, not a curated record
AUAGAACCUAUUAAGUGGCAAAAUUCAGGACAGAAAAUGGCGACGGCGGGGAGCCGGACCUCGUCCUCGUCGUCCGGAUCUGUAGAGCCGAAUAACGGCACAAACGUCGGAAGCGGACCUCAGGGAAGUGUGUCUACCCCAGGUCUCCCAAGUAGUCCCGGGAAGGCGAAGAGAAGCACCGGGGAAAAUGCACAAUGGAGACGUAAAGAGCUGCGGAAAGUGAGAAGUGUGGAUCUUGAUAAACCCGAGGUGCUGCUCCUAUCUCCCGAGACCGGGACAGCUCCGAUAUCAGCGCAGCUGCAUUUCUUGUCUGUUUCCUCGCCCGGUGCCGUUCAGGCUACUUUGUUACAACAAACGCAUCAUAUUCAACAAAGCGACUCAUUAACUGGUGAUACUCUCUCUGAUAAAGCAAGCAAUAGUUUGUCUACUGCCGCUCAGGAAUUGUUGAAAACUUCUUUUAAAAACAGCAGCGACCAUCUCAACGCCGAUAAUGGUGCUACCGGAACUUCAGUGGAAGUGACUGCAAAACAGCACAUUUGCCGUGACAUGGACCCCAAGGACCCCAAGGACACGCUACGGGGGCUGCAGAAGAUGGAGGACCGGCCGGAGGAGCGCAUGAUCCGGGAGAAGCUCAAGGCCACCUGCAUGCCCACAUGGAAGCACGAGUGGCUGGAGAGGAGGAGCCGGAGAGGCCCAGUGGUGGUGAAGCCCAUCCCACUGCGGCCAGACGGGAGCGAGGCUGGCCAGGCCGGUGUAGAGGGGGGCCAGGCCUCAGCAGGCUCCUCCUCCCCCCAGAGCAGGGGCCGUCGCAGCCCCUCCCCAGGGCCGCCCUCCUCCUCGUCCUCGUCCUCCUCAACAUCAGCAUCAGCAUCAGCCUCCACCGCGUCCUCCUCAGCCAAUGGCAAGCUCAGUGGAAAGCCCGACUCCCCUGGCGUGCGCCGGAAGAGAGCGUCCCCGGUGCCGUUCCAGAGCGGCCGAGUCACACCUCCUCGCAGGGCUCCUUCUCCAGAUGGCUUCUCUCCUUACAGCCCGGAGGAGACGAGUCGCCGGGUCAACAAGGUCAUGAGGGCCCGCCUCUACCUGCUGCAGCAAAUAGGACCCAACUCCUUCCUGAUUGGAGGAGACAGCCCUGACAACAAAUACAGAGUGUUCAUUGGUCCACAGACUUGCAGCUGCGGCCGAGGGGCGUUCUGCAUCCACGUCCUCUUCGUCAUGCUCCGAGUGUUCCAGCUGGAGCCGUCAGACGCCCUGCUCUGGAGGAAGACCCUGAAGAACUUUGAAGUGGAGAGCCUGUUCCAGAAGUACCAUAACCGCCGCAGCUCCCGGAUCAAGGCCCCCUCACGCAACACCAUCCAGAAGUUUGUCUCGCGCAUGUCCAACUCUCACACCUCCUGUCCCUCCAGUACCUCAGCCUCCAGCACCGAGAGCAGCGUGAAAGAUGAGGAGGAGCAGAUGUGUCCCAUCUGUCUGCUGGACAUGCUGGAUGAGGAGAGCCUGACCGUGUGUGAAGAGGGCUGCAGGAACAAGCUGCACCACCACUGCAUGUCUAUAUGGGCAGAGGAAUGCAGGCGGAACCAUGAAACUCUGAUCUGCCCUCUCUGUCGAGCCAAGUGGAAGUCCCAUGACUUUUACAGCCAUGACCCCUCCUCCUCCGUGGACGGAGCCUCCAGCCGCACCCAAAGCCAGUCCUCGUCGGGCCACGGCGACAGCCCGCGACCGGGCCAGCCGGAGGGAGACUUCACCCUGCCCCACUAUGGCGUGCAGCAGAUCCCGCAGACCUACAAGGAGCUGGCCGAGCCCUGGAUCAAGGUCUUCGGCAUGGAGCUGGUGGGCUGCCUCUUCUCGCGGAACUGGAACAUCCGAGAGAUGGCGCUGCGGCGGCUGUCGCAUGAUGUGAGCGGCGCUCUGCUGCUGGCCAACGGGGAGCGCUCGCUGGGCGGGGCCAGUGGAGGAGGAGCAGGAGGAGCAGGAGGAGCAGGAGGAGGAGCAGGAGGAGGAGCAGGAGGAGGAGCAGCAGCAGGAGCAGGAAGCUGUGGGGAGGUGUCCGGCGAGGUGGUGGCAGAGUCCUGUUGCAGUGUCCUCUCCAUGGUGUGCGCUGACCCCGUCUACAAGGUCUACGUGGCUGCACUGAAAACCCUGCGGGCCAUGCUGGUGUACACCCCCUGCCACUCCCUGGCCGAACGCAGCCGUCUGCAGCAGCUCCUCCGGCCCGUGGUGGAGACCAUCCUGGUCAAGUGUGCCGACGCCAACAGCCGUACCAGCCAGCUGUCAGUGUCCACCCUGCUGGAGCUGUGUAAGGGUCAGAUGGGCGAGCUGGCGGUGGGAAGAGAGAUCCUCAAAGCAGGGUCCAUAGGCAUCGGUGGUGUGGACUAUGUCCUGAACUGCAUCUUGGGCUCCCAGACGGAGUCGACCAACUGGCAGGCCCUGCUGGGGCGUCUGUGCCUGAUCGACCGCCUGCUGCUGGAGUUCCCUGCGGAGUUCUACCCGCACAUCGUGUCGGCCGGAGACUGCAACCAGUCACAGAACCUGGGAGAGAGAUACCAGAAGCUGCUCCCGCUGCUGAGCUUCGCGCUGCAGUCCAUCGACAACUCCCACUCCAUGGUGGGCAAGCUGUCCCGCCGCGUCUUCCUGAGCGCCGCCCGCAUGGUGGCCCGCGUGCCCCACGUCUUCCUCAAGCUCCUGGACAUGCUCAGCGCCACCAGCUCCACCCACUACGCCCGCAUGCGCCGCCGCCUGCUGGCCAUCGCCGAGGAGAUGGACAUCCUGGACGCCAUCCACCUGGGGCUGGAGGAGCUGCAUGUGGCCGAGAGCGGAGGAGGAGGAGGAGGAGGAGGAGGAGGAGGAGGAGGCGCGUGCGGGAUUGGCGCCGCCUCGGCGGCAGGAUGCGGAUCGCACUACGCCGACGGCCCGGCCGCCCCGCACAACUCGCCGAAUGUGACGGAGUGCAACUCGCCCGCCCACACGGUGCAGCUGUGCACCGGGAAGCACAGAGGACGGGCGCAGCAGCAGCAGCAGCAGCAGCAGCAGCAGCAGCAGCAGCAGCAGCAGCAGCAGGGAGGUGCAGCUAAGCUCUCCGGAGCCGCGGCGGGCCAAGAGGAGGUGCUGGCGGAGCGGCUGGCGGCCGUGUCGGCAGGAGGCCCCCCGGCGGAGUACCCAAAGCCCCCCGUGCAGGCCAGAGGUCGGCUGCAGAACCAGUGUCUCAACUCCCCGUCUCCCUCCACCCAGCCUCAGUCUCAACCUCAGUCUCAACCUCAGUCUCAUCCUCAGCCUCAGCCUCCCCCGCUCCUCUCCUCCCCCUCUGCCCCUCGCACGCCCGCCUUCCCCACAGACGCCUCGAGCCCCAAGACUGCCCACCGAGGCCCGCCAGGCUUUGUGCCCAGCAAGCUAGCAGCCGGCGCCUCACCCGGUGCCCAGCGCAAGUACCCGCUGCAGAAGGCACCAGUAGCGUGUGGUGGUGGUGGCGGCAGCAGCAGCAGCAGCGGUGGCGCCAACUGUAAAGACCCAGAGAAAGACCCGUCGGCCGUGUUCACCCAGUCGCGCCCCCUGCCCUCCAGCCAGAUCCACAGACCAAAGCCCUCUCGGCCGGCUCCCUCAGAGGCCGGCGGCAGCAAGCACGUCUGCCCUCUGGCGGGCAAAGGCGGCAUGAGGCUGGACCUGCAGGACUCCUCGUUGGCGGCCGCCGCCGCUGCCGCCGCCGCCACGUGCUCUGGAGCCGCCGAGUCCUCCUCCAGCCCCUCGGGUGCCGCCACGCUCAUCCCCAGCGAGGACACGGUCUUCACGCCGGUGGAGGACAAGUUCCGCGGGCUGGACGCCUCCGCCGAGCUCAACUCCAGCAUGGAGGAUCUGCUGGAGGGCACCAUCAUGCCCAGCGCUGGCGAGGGCACCGUCACCUUCCAGUCCGAGGUGGCCGUGCUGUCCCCGGGCGAGCAGGGGGGCACCGCGGGCGACUCUAGCGCCAGCAGCAGCAGUGGCGGCAGCACCACCACCCGGGGCACCUACACGGACGACGUGACCCAGCACCAGAAGUGCAAGGAGAAGAUGGAGGCAGAGGAAGAGGAGGCGCUGGCCAUCGUCAUGGCAAUGUCGGAGUCGCAGGACGCCCUUCCCAUCAUCCCCCAGCUGCAGGUGGACAAGGGAGAGGAUGUCAUCAUCAUCCAGGUGGAUACGCCCGAGACGCUGCCUGGGCUUACCAAAGCAAAGCAGCCCUACCGGAAGGACGAGUGGCUGAAGGGCCAGCAGAUCGGCCUGGGCGCGUUCUCCUCCUGCUACCAGGCUCAGGACGUGGGCACGGGCACGCUCAUGGCCGUCAAACAGGUGACGUACGUGCGCAACACCUCCUCGGAGCAGGAGGAGGUGGUGGAGGCGCUGCGCGAGGAGAUCCGCAUGAUGGCCCACCUCAACCACCCCAACAUCAUCCGCAUGCUGGGCGCCACCUGCGAGAAGAGCAACUACAACCUCUUCGUGGAGUGGAUGGCAGGUGGCUCCGUGUCGCACCUCCUGAACAAGUACGGGGCCUUCAAAGACGCCGUCAUCAUGAACUACACCGAGCAGCUGCUCCGGGGCCUGGCCUACCUCCACGAGAACCAGAUCAUCCACCGAGACAUCAAAGGUGCCAACCUGCUCAUUGACAGCACGGGGCAGCGGUUGCGGAUAGCGGACUUUGGUGCCGCUGCCAGGCUGGCGUCCAAGGGAACGGGCGCUGGGGAGUUCCAGGGCCAGCUGCUGGGCACCAUCGCCUUCAUGGCACCCGAGGUGCUGAGGGGCCAGCAGUACGGGCGCAGCUGUGACGUCUGGAGUGUGGGCUGUGCCAUCAUCGAGAUGUCCUGCGCCAAGCCACCCUGGAACGCUGAGAAGCACUCGAACCACCUGGCUCUCAUAUUCAAGAUUGCCAGCGCCACCACAGCACCCAGCAUCCCCCCUCACCUGUCCCCGGGGCUACGUGACGUGACGCUGCGCUGCCUGGAGCUCCAGCCGGCUGACCGCCCCCCCUCCAGGGAGUUGCUGAAGCACCCCAUGUUCCGCCUCAACUGGUAGCAUCCCCGUACCCC